AUGACUCGCCAAUGGGCGGCAUUUACCGCCAAGCUCCAGGCCAUAUCCACCUUCACCUUGCCGCACUGGAUUGGAUUCGGGCCUUCUUCCAAGCUUUACCUGCACGGCUUUUCGGACGCCAGUCGCCGCGCGAUGGCAGCCGUCAUCUACUCUCGCCUCGCGCCCGGGGCUGGGCCAGCGCUCUGCCACAUUCUUCUGGCUCGGACGAAGCUCUCGCCGAUUUGCUCGCUUAAGCAGGCGCCAAAGACAACCGCGUGCAUGACGAUUCCGCGCCUCGAGCUCCGCACCGCACUGAUUGCUACCAAGCUCCUGCGGGCUGCUGCCGACAAGCUACGCGUACCUGUCGACCGCUGUCACGCAUGGUGCGACUCGCAGAUCAUUCUGCACUGGCUGCGUUGA
Molecule: messenger RNA, 399 nt
Organism: Copidosoma floridanum
Lineage: Eukaryota; Metazoa; Arthropoda; Insecta; Hymenoptera; Encyrtidae
Molecular function (GO): nucleic acid binding
Source: RefSeq, a predicted model, not a curated record